AUGCCGUCGUCGACUCCCUCUCGCCCCAACGCCUCGACGCUCGUCCCCGAUGCACCUUCCAUCUCCACACCCCUCGAAGCUCGCGCGUCCUUCAACGACGGUCUCCGUACGCCUCCUAGUGUCCGAGGUAUGGGCAGUUUCGUCCACUUUGAAGAGGUUUCGCACGCCUCGUCGCGCUCGUCCAACGUUUUGUCCCCUCGCUACGUCCAUUUACACGCCAGUGAGUCGGGACUAGCAACGCCUAAGACACCUGAAGGGAUGGACCACGUCGAGGCUAGUGGCGCGUCGCUGCCUGGGCUGGCGCAGCUGCCGAAACCCGACGACGGACGGAGUUACCAGCAAUUUGUGCAGCGUCACUUGCAGCUGCCGCCAUUGUCCCCGCAUACGCGGAGCGCUGGCAAAGAUGGCAGUCGAGCGGGACUGGCGAAACGCAGCCAGACGUACGUGCAGCAGCUGUCGCGGGAAUCCGCGCGGGAACUGGCCAAGACGGCGUUUAGUUUGCGCUCGACGUCGAUUGGCGACGUGACGUUUGAAAACCCGCACGAGGUGGUGGGCAGCAGUUUACGAGAGAGUAUUCGACGGGUCACGGCCUUUUCACGACGAGAAGCACCGCUGGAUACGGAACUCACGACAGUCGCGAAGGUUGGACGCUCGCCACGCAAGUGCAGGUUGAAAUUCGACCCGGAUACCAUCAUGUGGUCACGAGGGAGUAAGGUGCUGGGUGAGCUCUCGACGGAUGAUGUCGUGGGCGCCGAGGUCAUCGCAAAGAAGAAAGCGCGCACGUUCCGUGUGCACUAUUUCAAAAAGGGGCGCGGGACUGGAGCCAAGGCGCUGCUUCGCACACCACGGUACGUGGACUUUCAUGGUCUCGAGCUAGCGGUGAUGGACAGCUGGGUUGCUGCGAUUCAGGAACUUGUGCGCUGGCAAGCGCGUGCACCACCUUUGGCUGAGAAACGGCUGCUGAAGGUUGUGGUGAACCCACACUCAGGGAGGCAACAAGCGCAACAGAUAUGGAAAGAGAAGGUCAAGCCGUUUUUGGAUUUGGCCAAGUUUGACUGUGUGGUGGAAAACACGACGCAUUCGGGUCAUGCAGCUGAAAUGGGGAGGAACUACUCGGAUGAGGAUGGCUUUGAGGCUCUUGUGUUUAUCGGAGGAGACGGUACUCUGUGUGAGUUUAUGAACGGACUGCUGACUCGUCCGGAGCAUGAAUGGCGUGAAAUUGUGGCUUCGACGCCGAUUUCGUUGAUUUCGGCAGGGACGCAGAAUGCUUUUGGCACGGGAGCUGGUAUUCCGACAGUAAAUGCAGCGCUGUACUGUAUCAUGAAGCGCAAAAUGCGCCCAUUGGAUGUCGUGACAGCGGUGUCUGCUGCUAAUCCUAGUGUGGUGCACUACAGCUACUGCGGCCUUGGCUGGGGCGUGGCAGGCGACAUCGCGGCCGAGUCGGAACGUUAUCGUUGGAUGGGUAUCCUUCGAUAUGCUUUUUUGAAGGUGAAGCGCACGUUGGUUUUGCCCAAGAAGCACACUGGUCGAGUCCGGUACGUGUUGACCGAGCCACAUCCGCCGCUCAUUCGUUACGACGACUACCCGGAUGCUGGUGCGUUGGACCAGUUUGAAGUGGAGGAAGGUACUGUGUACGAUAUGGACCGUUUCAGCACCCAACGCAAGUCGUGGGCGGGCACUGCUGGUAGCAUCAUGAGCCCGGCAAGUCGUAAGCGGUACCCGGAGGUGUUGUGGAAAGAGGACCGCGACAAUUACGUUGUGGUGGGCGUCGUGAACAUUUCGCCUGACGGCGCGUACUCGCACCCUUCGGAUGGCAGCAUGGACCUCAUUGUUACUCGCAAAGGAGGGAUGGGACGUACAGCGAAACUUGCUGGUCUAUACCUCAUGGGCAAGGAGCUCCAGAGCGACCUCGUAUCGUACUUGAAGGUCAAGGCCGUGGAGAUUGAGCCUGACCAGCCAGAAGACUGCAUGAACAUUGAUGGCGAGGUGCUGGAGGGCGGUCCAUGGCGUAUGGAGGUGGUGCCCAGUCUUUUCAAGGUGCUGUCUGAAAAAUAA
Peronospora matthiolae is the source of this 2055-nucleotide messenger RNA. The record is from the annotation of a GenBank genome assembly. Lineage: Eukaryota; Oomycota; Peronosporomycetes; Peronosporales; Peronosporaceae.